AGACACCAUCGUCUUCAUCGCUAAGCAAAACACACACACACUCUCUCUCUCUCUCUCUAAACUCGCUCGCUCGCUCGCAUAUGCUGCUCCGCUGGGUUUUCUCCGUAUUGACUUCGGUCGUCUCCUGAACCCUCUCCCCUCCGCCACAACCGAACCCGAUCGUGGUCUCCGCAAGCCUCGCGAUUCGAGCUUUUCAUAAAACUUCGACCAUGUCGGCAAUGACGGACUCGGAGUCAGAUAGCAUGCUGGAUGACGGUUGCUUGUUGAGUGAUAAGGACAACGUUUCUGAAGAGAGUGGUGGUUGGACCAUAGUCGAUCAAAUGGAGUCCUUGGACCUGAAUGGCUGGUUCAGUGAUUGGGAAUGCUGUUCUGAUGGGAGUGAUUCAAUUGGACAAGGAAUGCAGUCCUUGCACCUCAAUGAAGCGGUAGAAAUCUACCAUCCUGAACGCUUCGUUCAUCAAAGGUUGAAUCCUUCUGCAGAAUUCACCAGAAGGAUAAGGCCGCCCAGGGUAACUUGCAUUGAAGAGGUAGUAAGGGUGCAUGUUCUCCCUUUGCUUCCUGCCAAAUCGUUGUGCAAAUUCAGAGCUGUUUGUAAAGGAUGGAAUCAAUGGAUUUCGAAUCCCUUUUUAGCCCACCAGCAAACCAUGCAGUUCCGACGCAUCUCUGGCUUCUUUUGCCAGAAGCCUGGUUUUUAUUUCUACUUCAUUCCUCUGGACCCACCGACGCGUAGCAUGCCAGAUCCAUAUCUUACAUUCAUGCCCACGCAUGUCAAUAUCCGCUCCAUUUGCAGUGGCUUGCUUUGUGUCCAAGGAGUCGAUGACAUCUAUUAUAUUUGCAACCCUGUGACAAAGAAGUGGAAAAUGCUUCCGAAUCCAAGUUUCUAUCAUGGACCUGGAACAGCGGUUUCCCUCGCCUUCGAGCCCUUGAUGUUUAACUUCUCCCAAAAUUUUGAGCUGGUUUGUGCGGUUCCGGUACCUGGUUCGGGAAUUGUAGUAUUUGAGAUUUUCUCAUCAAGGUCAAGGUCCUGGAGGGCCUCAGAAGACUUAUGCUUUGAGCUGGCAAAUGCAACAUUCAUUGGCGAUGGAUACUAUUGGGGUGGAUCUGUUUAUUGGGUGGUUGACUGUGGGGUAAUACUUGUCUUCAAUCCGAGGAUCGAGCAAUACAGUAUUAUGCAAUUACCUGUUGGAACCAGUACCAAUGGUAAUCUGACUGAGAUGCAUGGGGAGUUGUGUUAUAUGGUGGCCCUCGAAGAAGGCUCUGAUAUUGCUGUACACAUAUAUGGGGUAAUGGACAUGAGCUCGAGGUGUCGGAUCUGUAUCCCGUCGGCAUGUUCUGGAAACCCGAGGCAAGUUCGCCUUAUGGGUUGUGUUGACGGGGAUGUCCUCGUGGUGUGCAUAGGAAAUGUCGUGAUAUCGCAUCGUGUCUCCACAAGAGAAACUCGGAUGUUGGGCACAGACAAGAUGCUUGAAGGAUGCACGGUGAUGAGGUAUCUGCCCUACGUGAACAGCCUGGUAUAUGUGAAUGAGCUCCCUGAGCCCUACGACCAUCGGGAGAGCAUGGAAUGCUAGGCUCAUGUCCCUUUUUUGGCGUUUUCUCUUCCCUAUUAGUGUCACGGGCCAAGACUCGAGAAUUCAGAUCCUGACAUUAGCUGUUACUAAGUUCCUGGUGUUUUGAGAACCCGUUUGAAUUUUCUGUAGAUUUGAGAUCCCACUUGGGCUUGUGCAAAGAUUUCAAACUUCUGUCAAUGUGUCUGAUGAUAACUCUAGUACCUCUGGUACAUGUUUCGGGGACUAAUCUUAAUGUUCGAUACCGUCUUUCUGCAUAA
Molecule: messenger RNA, 1825 nt
Organism: Eucalyptus grandis
Lineage: Eukaryota; Viridiplantae; Streptophyta; Magnoliopsida; Myrtales; Myrtaceae
Exons: 4
Coding region: 210-1568 (452 amino acids)
Molecular function (GO): protein binding
Source: RefSeq, a predicted model, not a curated record